Messenger RNA from Botrytis cinerea B05.10, 2326 nucleotides. RefSeq lists its product as hypothetical. NCBI's taxonomy places the organism in Eukaryota, Fungi, Ascomycota, Leotiomycetes, Helotiales, Sclerotiniaceae. Bases 378 to 2162 code for a protein of 594 amino acids. Gene Ontology annotation, molecular function: hydrolase activity, hydrolyzing O-glycosyl compounds. The record is from RefSeq and is a predicted model, not a curated record. Gene Ontology annotation, biological process: glucan catabolic process. The transcript is spliced from 5 exons.
GAGUCUCCGCUUUCUUGAUCCCUUCGCUCGGUUGGUGGAAACUAGAGGAACGGAACAUUCCCCGGUGACCAACACAAAUUCCAAUUUCUCUAGGAAUGCGAGUUUCAUUCCGAGAAUCUUUCGAAAGUACUCCCAGCAUAUCAAGAAGCACCUAAUGGGUUGGAGGCAACAGAAAUCAGUGGCUAUAGAAACACUUGGUCUGAGUCUAGUAGUCUCAGAAGUAAAUAUGAAGAACAUAAGAAUGUGUUCUAAUCCCCGCCUCUUGUAAGCCCAUUCUUCCUAUUAUCUUAUAAUAUUGCUUGUUAUUCAGUCACUCGCUUCUCCUCGUUUCGUUUUUCACCUCCUUUGCUUCUUCAUACAUGUGAAAAUAGUCAAAAAUGGCAACCUCAUCACUCUUUUUGAGAUGCCUUAUCAUCUCCAGUUUCAUGACUACCAUUACAGCACUUACAGGAUACCAGUUAGAGGAGAGCUAUAGUGGUAACAGCUUUUUCGAUGCGUUUGAUUUCUUCACAGACCCAGAUCCGACUCAUGGUUUUGUUACGUAUGUGAGUGAGAGUGCUGCGUCUCAGCAAGGAUUGAUAUCAGUCGGAAGUGAUGGAGUCUAUAUGGGAGUGGAUUCCAAAACGAUAUUGAAUCCUAGUGGACCGGGAAGAAAUAGCGUAAGAAUUGAAAGUAAAAAGAGUUGGACUCAUGGACUUUUCAUCGCGGAUUUGUCUCAUAUGCCUGGUGGUGCCUGUGGUUCAUGGCCAGCAAUGUGGACUGUGGGGUAUAAUUGGCCAUACAAUGGUGAAAUCGACAUCAUUGAGGGUGUGAAUAGCCAGAACCACAAUCUCAUGUCUUUACACUCUGGACCAACAUGCUCAGUCGCUGGCUCGGGACAAACUGGUACUCUUCAAAGCGCCAAUUGCAACAACUUCGCCAAUCCUGUCGGCGUCGGUUGCGGAAUCAGUGAUACACGUACCAACAGCUAUGGAAGAGGAUUCAAUCUCAAUGGCGGUGGUAUCUAUGCCAUGGAAUGGACCUCGUCCCAUAUCCGCGUCUACUUCUUCCCAGCUGGGACAGCACCCGCAGAUAUCAAUGGUCCCAAUCCCGAUCCAAGUAAAUGGGGAACUCCAGUUUCAAAUUUCGAAGGUGAUUGCGAUAUCGAUACCCAUUUCAAAGAGAAUAGAUUGAUUUUCGAUACGACUUUCUGUGGAGAUUGGGCAAGUGCCGUUUGGUCGAGUGAUGCUACUUGUGCACCAAAAGCGGCAACUUGUGUGGAUUAUGUGGCAGGUAAACCAGAGGCUUUUGGUGAUCAAUACUGGUUAGUCAAAUCAGUCAAGAUAUAUCAACUUGGAAACGUUGCCAGCCCUAUACCUUCCAACACACCAGUCGCAGGACCAUCACGUUCUCCCAGCGCUAUAGUACCGCAAGCUUCCCCUGCCCGUCCACAGCAAUCGCAGAAUGCUCCAGCUGUUACCCCUCUAACACCAAUCAACACUCCAGUCGCACAACCACCCUCUCAACCAAUCGGUAACAAUAACCCUAUCGCAGGUGAUGACUCCAUUAUCAAUCACAUCUCCGAUUUCGUCGGAAGCAUCGGAGACUUCGGUGACGAAGGUAAUUGCAGCCCCCCUCCACGUCCCGAGCCCACCUAUGACCCCGAAUACCCCAAUUGUGGCACCGGUGGUAGAUGUCCGCUAACUCCGGCCUUCACCUGUGCAGGAAACCCCAACAAUGAUCUCACAAACCUAAUCCCCACACCUCCCGCCCUCCCCAGCGUCACCCCCGCUUUCGAACUCCUCGGGAUCGGAUCUGGCGGCAUUCCUGAUUUCGAUCUCGAUAUCAAUGCAGAGAAUUAUCUCAAUGCCGCAAAAGAUGAACUGAAGGGACAGCUUCAGGGACUCGCUAAACAGGCCGUUGCGUGGACGGGAGAUGAUGAUGAGGAUAUGUCUUCGGAGACGGGAAAACCGUCACGGGUGAUCUUGGCGAAACCGUUUUAUCCUGAUGAGGCGGGGAAUGGAAAUGAGACGGCGGGAUCGGUGGCUAGUCCUACGUCGGUGUUGAACUUGGGGGAUAAGGGUAAUAUUGUUGCUUUUGAGGGGGGUGCGGCGGAAGUGGUUAGUGGAGGGUUGUUGAUUUGGGGUGCGGUUGUUGUUAUUGGGGGUGUGGUUAUGAUGUAGAGAUUAUGAUGAUAAUGGUUAUGGUUAUGGCUACGGUUAUUUGAAGAUUAUUAGAUCAUGAAUGUUCAAUGUUCAUGUUGUAUAAUGGAGUUUUAGCUCAUAGAAAAGUUGAUUUCAUUCAUUUAGUUAACCUUUUUGGUAUCUUUUUCGAAUUAUAUUUCGCA